Perognathus longimembris pacificus (Pacific pocket mouse) is the source of this 4475-nucleotide messenger RNA. It is a transcript of the gene Cep162, whose product is annotated as centrosomal protein 162. The transcript has 27 exons. NCBI's taxonomy places the organism in Eukaryota, Metazoa, Chordata, Mammalia, Rodentia, Heteromyidae. Gene Ontology annotation, cellular component: axonemal microtubule; centriole; centrosome. Gene Ontology annotation, biological process: cilium assembly. The record is from RefSeq and is a predicted model, not a curated record. Bases 110 to 4318 code for a protein of 1402 amino acids.
GGCAACCGCGGGUGAGCCGGGUGAGAAAGCGCGGGAUUCCACGGCCGGGUGUUAGAUUUUGUAACUACCUCUGGACUAUUUGCUUUGAGAAGCAGAAAUUUAUUUAACUAUGGCUCACUCUCCCCAAGAAGAGCUGGAUGAAGAAUUUGAACAGUUUAUGAAAGAGCUUUCAGAUGAUUCUUUUGAAAAUAUAAAUAAAAUGCCCAAACAGCCUGCAGAAGAAAGGAAGAAGAAAGACACCGUGCCUUGGUGGAUAACUGGUGAUGAUUUUGAAGAUGAUGGACUGCUUGGAGCAAAUGUAAGCUACCUGAAAUUGAAGACUUCUCAGCCUAUUGUGGAAACAGAAGAGGAGUCUCCUGAAAACAUUAAGUUUCUUAAGAGCAGUGGGACCUCUGUCUUAAGUGUUGACAGCUUAGAAGCAAAUGAAGCAGUAGUAUCUGAUCUCCAUCACAGUGUGUUUGGGUUGGGAUUGGACACAUUAGAAGAACAAGAGGAAAAAGAGCAAUUUUUUGCCAGACUUGAGAAAGGCUUGACUUCUUCCAUUGAUUAUUCAAGACUAAAUAAGGAAUUGGAUUCUAAUGACUCCACACAAUUGAAAGCCUUUCAAAGUUACCAUGCUAACAUACAGCAAACUGAAGAGGAACAUAAGAGUGAAUUGAAGCAGGAAGAACUGCCAGAAAGUUACAGUGAUGAUUUUGAAGAUAUAGAGAAUAAUGAAGUUCCUUUGAUGAGUAAAGAUGAAGAGACUUAUUCUGAAGAAAAUCUCCAAAUGGAAAGACUAGAUGUACCCAAUCAAAAAGAAGAGAAAAUUGGCAUGCUGGCGAAUGUUGUACUGCUUGAUUCUUUAGAAUCUGUUGAAGAGGCCAAUAGUGAUAGGCGAGAUAAAGCAACACCACAGGCCCUCCCAGAAGCCACUGAUAAUGAAAUGACAGCAACAGGUGUUUCCCACAGACAAAGCAAUAGUGACAUUGAAGCACUUCAUCAAGCUUACUGUCAUGUGGCCCAUUCCUUAGGAGAUACAGAGGAACAAGCAGUUGAGAGUAACACAAUAGAAAAUACCAAAAGCUCUGCAAAAGAUCACCCUCAAGAAAAUGAAGAGUCUUCAAAACACAUCUCUACUACUGAAUCUGAUCUACCCACAGUAGAGGAGCUGAUGAAACCUAUCAGGAUAGACUCCUGCGGGGCCAGAGUUUUUGAUUUACAAUCUGUCAGCUCUAAGAAAGUAGCUGAUAGUAGAGAAAGUGAAUAUGUUACUUCUUUACCCCUUAAGAUGAAUACAAAUAUUGUCUCUCAAGACCCAAGUCAUGCCAAUCAACUUUUUGAAAAAAAUGAUGAGAUUAUGACUUUACAAAAGAAAACAAAUGGGAAUACAGAAAAUAGCAGUCCAACAGUAACUAAUAUGAAAGAACAUGUUGAUAACAUUGAUAAAAUGUACCUUCAUAUUUUGAGGAAAAAGAUAUCUGUUAAUUCCUCAUUAUCUCAAGAUGGCAAAACUCAUAAAGCUUUCAGAUCUCAGCUCACUUCUGAAGAAGGGGCUAUAAUUGGUAAGCAGAUAUUGUAUAAGAAGGCCAGAAGUGCACCUCCUUUGCUUAAAAGAAAACCCCAGAGUGGAUUAUUUACAUCAGUUAGGAGCUCAGGCUAUGGCAAACCCAACUCACCACUCAAGUUCUCGACUUUUGAAAAGAAAACUUCAAAGGAUGUUGUGAAAAGCAAAAACUUGAGAUCCAUUCCCACCUCAAAUCAAGCUAGGAAAAAAGAAAUCUUAUCUGGAACUAAAGUCAUCAAACCCACAGCUGUGAAUAGAUCGAUUCCUAAAAGGGAAAAUUGCCUGGCUACUCCCAAGAAGCAUGAAGAUCUGACUGCCACUGAGUCUUAUGUUCAGUUUCAGACUGAUUCCUUAGGGUACUGUUGUGGGAACAAGGAGAAAGAAUUAUUUAUGUUUGAAAGAGUUCAGGAAGCAGAGGAAAAAUGGAGGAGUGCACAAGCCCUAAUUGAGCAAAUUAAAAUCACAUUCUCAGAAAAAGAGAAAGAACUGGAAAAUCAGCUAGAAGAAUUAAAGUUACAACAGGAAAAAGAACUCUUCAAAUUGAAUCAAGAAAAUUAUAUUCUUCAAGCCAAGUUAAGCAGCUUGGAAGAAACAAGCAGGAAACAAAGGUGGUUGCAGUUUGGAGAAACAGCUGAUCCUGUCACUGAAGAAAAGUUGAAGCAAAUCCAAAAAGAAAUAGAAGAACAAGAGACACUGCUUCAAGGAUAUCAGCAGGAAAAUGAAAGAUUAUAUAAUCAAGUAAAAGAUCUCCAAGAACAAAACAAGAAAAACAAAGAGCAAAUGUUUAAGGAAAACCAGACUUUAUUUAGUGAAUUAGCUUCUUUAAAAGAACAGAUGCACAAAUGUCAUUUGCUAUCUCAAGUACCAGAAAAUUCAGAGCCAGCCAGAAACCAGAGUUUUACAGAUCUGUUAGCAGAACUGCGGGGGGAACAGAAAGAAAAAAGCAAUUUGUUGGAAGAAAUCAAAAGACUGAAGCAAGACAAACAAGCUCUUGAAGUAGACUUGGAAAAAAUGAAGAAAGAGAGGGACCAGGCCAAAGAUCAGAUUGCUUAUACCACAGGAGAAAAAUUAUAUGAAAUAAACCUUUUAGAAGAAACACAUAAACAAGAAGUCAGCUGUCUACAAAAGAGAUUACAAUGGUAUGCUGAAAAUCAGGAACUUCUGGAUAAAGAUACCAUUCGGCUUAAGGAAGCAAAUGAAGAAAUUGAGAAGCUUCAGCUUGAGAUUGAGAAAUUGAAAGCUGAAUUUGGUACUCCAUCUACUCAGCAGAAGUUACAUUCAAAAGAUAGAGCAGUUGAUGCCAAAAGAAUUCAGGACCUAGAACGACAAGUUAAGGAAAUGGAAGGAAUUCUCAAGAGAAGAUACCCCAACUCUUUACCUACUUUAAUUCUGGCUGCUUCAGCAGCUGGUGAUGUAGUAGGUAGAAACACAGUGGAAUUUAUGGAAAAAAGGGUAAAAAAGCUAGAAGCUGAACUGGAGGGUAAAGAUGAAGAAGCAAAGAGAAGCCUUCGUACCAUGGAGCAACAGUUUCAGAAAAUGAAGAUUCAGUAUGAAAAAAGACUAGCAGAGCAAGAGCAGCUACUUGCCAACAAAUUAAAGGAAGAACCCCAGAAUCACCAUGAUACCAGGGUUAAGGAACUAGAGACAGAGCUCAAGGACAUUAAGGAAGCUCAUCUGACCACCGUGAGAAACCUUGAAACUGAAAUAGAUAUUCUUAAACAAAGGAAUGCUGAAUUAAAAUACAAGACAAAUGACAGCAAUGGUAAAGAUCUCCAGUCUAUAGAAUUGCAGGUAGAACAGGCCCAUGCUAAAGCAAAACUGGUAAGACUCAAUGAAGAACUGGCAGCAAAGGGAAGGGAAAUACAAGGACUUUCAAGAACUGUGGAGAGGCUUCAAAAGGAAAGGAGAAUGAUGCUGUCUAGUCAGAACUUGAAGGGAAAAGAGGAAUCAUCUUCAAGGGUGAAAAAAGAUACCUUGCCACCAAAUAGAGGAACUGCAAAGUACUUCCUUGAACCCUUGAGUGGCAAGCUGUACCAACCACAUAUUUUUACUGAUUCCCAUAUUUCAGAAGUUUUGCAGGAAAACUACAGAUUGAAAAAUGAGCUAGAGGGACUAAUUAUGGAAAGAAAUAAGCUGAAGAUAGAGUCUGAAGCAGCAGUGAGCCAGUUUGAAAACUCCAUGAAAAGGGUCAAAGAAGACACUGCAGCCCAUAUUGCAUCCCUCAAAGCAUCUCAUCAGAGGGAAAUAGAGAAGCUCCUUUGCCAAAAUGCAGUCGAAAAUUCCUCUUCCAAAGUUGCUGAACUGAAUCGCAAAAUAGCAACUCAAGAGGUACUCAUAAAACAUUUCCAAAAUCAAAUUAAUGAGCUUCAGAAUAAACAAGAGUCCCUUGCAGUUUCUCAAGUUCGAGAAGAAAUUUUACAAAAUGAGGUUACAAAACUCUUAGAAGAAUUGAGGGAAGCCAAAGAAAGCCAUACACCAGAGAUGAAACAUUUCAUGGGAUUAGAAAAGAAAAUUACACAGAUGGAAAUAAGGCACAAGCAAAGAGAACAAGAACUUCAGCAGAUAAUACAGAAAACACACCAAGUAGUAGAAAAUGAGCAAAACAAAGAAGUUGAGAAAUGGAAAAGACUUGCACAAUUAAAGAAUCGUGAGCUAGACACAUUCCGAACAGAACUAGACUCCAUAUUAGAUGUUCUUCGGGAGCUCCACCGCCAGGGGGUUGUGGUGCCAGUUGCUAUUGCAGACGAAGUGAAUGCUCCAGAAUUUUACUAGAAACUUGGAUUUUCUAUUACCUCAUUGAAAGCCCUGGAGAUGGAUGAAAUUAUACACCUUUUGAAAAAUAAGUAUUGCCAGAAGUAAACAGCAAAGCAGCAUUUGCUUUCGAAAUAAAUUACCCUUAAGCAACAAGGGAAAAGGAAACUAUCAAGAU